GCCUUACUUGCCCAAAGCUCACCGAGGCAACCUUCACCAACUUCUCAGACGCCCUCCCUCAGGUCACAAUGCCUGGCUGGGAUCGAUUCCGCUUCUCCAUCAAGCGGAAAAGAUCCGCCCGAUCCGCCUCAUCAGCCGGCAGUGCCGUCUCCGCCCGAACCCUCGGCUCCCAGGUUUCUGACGACGCAAACGGCCCUAUUUACAGCACGCUCCAGGCGCUACUCGACAUGCUAUGGGAUUUUCCACGGAGUUUCUCCAAGGACACCCGAUUUGGCAACAUCAAUUUAUCUCUUGAGACUUUUCGCGAUCAGGUUGCCCAGGCCCAGAGCUGCAUUUAUGAUGCGGCGGAGAGCGUUGUAGGAGGAAGCAAGUUAACUACUUCAAAGGACGCAUAUAUGUAUCUCACCGUCGUGAACGCUGACAGUGUUGGUGUAGAUUACGUUCACUCGCAGUUAGUCAUACUGUACGACGACACACGAUUACUCCUCAAAGAGUUCUCUCCAGAUGCGGUUCAACAGGGAAUCGGAAAACGCCAGCAGUUGUCCCGAGACGAAGCAUACGAUGAGUUUGCUCAGAAAGUCGCGUCACUACGGCAACGAUUCGAGGGCUGGUCGAGCCGCCACCUCUCAAUCCCAUCUCAGCUGUCACCGUCGGCACUCCAAGCUGCUUCGUCACCAAACAGUAUUCCUCAGAUAUACGGAAGCGCCUUCGGCCUCAUUCCCAACCCAAUCGCCCGACUUCCGCCACACCACAUUUUCCACAUUAUCGUCUUUAAAAACGAGCGCCCUGGACUCUUUUACACCUCACCCACUGAAGACUCCAUAGCCAUUAAGCGAGGGGACCAAGUCGUCGUCUCAACCGACGAUACAGGCGGCGAGGACUUCGGUCUGGCGUUUCGGUGCGACAUAGCACCAGACACAGCCAGGGACGUCCUCCACCGCCACGUCAUCAACCACCAACAACUCCUCGCAAGGCUAUCAUCGCUCACCUGGGCGAGUAUCCCGCAGACGCCGGGGCGCGAGGACUUUGUUCUCACCGAGGCGGACCGGCCGAGGCGGGUAUUGCGGCUUGCGAGCGAGGACGAGAUUGCGGACGCCGAGACGGGGAAGAAGAAACGGGAGGAAGAGGUAAUGAAAUAUUUCAAGGGGUAUGACACGACGCGGACGAUGGCCUCUGACCCCAGCGGACGACUCGCGACGUUGGGUUUCGAGGUGCUGGAUGCGGAGUUUCAAAGUGAUUACAAAAAGCUCCGUCUGUAUUGCGUCCGUAACCAAGGCUGCUAUGGCCUUCAGAACUUCGCGGCUGGGCUUUGCGAGAAGUAUAACGUGGCGGUCGAGUUGCGGGAGUUUCUUCAUCUGGGAUCGGACCUACCUGUUAGUAGCCAGGUUGCAGACAGCACGCUUGGGAGCACUGGGCGAGGCGCUCGAAGGAGGAAACUCAGCGGUUUGAGCUGGUUCGGCUAGUGGGGGUAGAAGAGUAGUAUCGAGUUGGUUGACCGUCUGUCGCUCUCAAGUGAAACACGGAUCAAAUUGCCUCUAUCCUGGUGUCUAAAUGAUUGCUAUAUAUAGUUGAUGUGUGUGAUGCGGAUGGAACCCAUAAGGUUUUCUGCUUCGUCCAUCCAGACUUGACUGAGACUAAGUACAUUUCGGCUUUGGCUAAUGAACGUUGUGUGUGAUUUAGCUAGAUGCAAUGAGAUUUACGCUGAGCACACACACCAU
Molecule: messenger RNA, 1718 nt
Organism: Lasiosphaeria miniovina
Lineage: Eukaryota; Fungi; Ascomycota; Sordariomycetes; Sordariales; Lasiosphaeriaceae
Exons: 1
Coding region: 69-1463 (464 amino acids)
Source: RefSeq, a predicted model, not a curated record